AUGCCCUCGGCGCCGCCCACCGCCGGCUCACGGCACGCGGGGGCCGUUGAAGUGAAGCCCCGCCGCUCGCCCCUUGACUUUUUUUUCCGCCCUUGCCCCGACGCCGCGCUCGCGUGCGGGGAGGACUCCCUUCUCCGCCAAAAGCCCGCGCCCGCAGCACCCGCGCUGAAGCGGCGUGUCCUCCGCCGGUUCCCCGUCCCAGCGGGGCUUUUUCUUGGGGGGCGCGGGCUCCCCCUGCGCGCGGAGGGCUCCGGGAAAUGGCUCCGGAGUGGGGCGCAGCCGCCGGCUCCAUCCCGCGGCGGUGUUGGGCGCGGCCGGGGGGAACACGGCUCCCCGAGACGCCCACAAGCGACGGGGGCCGUUGCAUUU
Molecule: messenger RNA, 369 nt
Organism: Trypanosoma conorhini
Lineage: Eukaryota; Euglenozoa; Kinetoplastea; Trypanosomatida; Trypanosomatidae
Exons: 1
Source: RefSeq, a predicted model, not a curated record